Messenger RNA from Paramecium primaurelia, 480 nucleotides. Lineage: Eukaryota; Ciliophora; Oligohymenophorea; Peniculida; Parameciidae. The record is from the annotation of a GenBank genome assembly.
AUGAGAACAUAAAGUCCCUUAUUUUCUCCUAGCAGUGGUUCUAAGACUGCCAAUUUUUUAACUCCUUCUAGAAUUAAGCAUUCUUCUCAACAUUCCACUAUUGAAACUCCAAAUACAUCUCUUUAAAGAAACAUAAUUAAUUUAAAAUCUGGAAUUUCUCAUCAUUCUCCAUAACCAUUUGAUACAUCUAGAUAUUAAAUUAUAUCAAAUUAUUUUAACUAAAAAAUCAUAACUAAUAAUCAUAAUAGAAAUGAGAGUCCGUUAAAAAUACUUCUCAAAACUGGAUAUGAUUAUUAAGAGGAAAUAAAAUAGUUAAGAAGAGAAAAUUAAGAUUUGCAUUUAUUAGUGAAAAAAUAAAGAGAGUAAUUAUAAGAAGUUUAAAUGGAUUCUUAAUUAAUUGAAGAAAAUUAAAUGUUGAAAGAUAUUAUUCUAAAAUUACAAAAAGAAAAUGAUGAAUAUAAAAGAAAAUUAAAUAAGUGA